AUGGCGCAACCCAAUCCAUCUGCCAACCCCAACUUUAAUCGGUCGCUCGACUACCUCAAGCAAGUCCAGGAAACAUUCGAUGCGCAAUCCGAGACGUACCAGCAGUUUCUGAAAAUUCUACGCGACUACUACGAUGCGUUCAGGAGCGACAUCGAGGAUGUGGUAGCCAAGCACAAGGCUGCUAAGGAGGCUGGCACGGCAGACCCUGCGAAGCAGGAUGCCGCAGUCGAACCUGUCGAGUCGGCGGAGGACGUGAGCAAGAAGAGGAAUGAGAGGACGCAGCAGGCUCUGGAAGAUGUCAAGAAGCUGUUCGCCGGCCACGAUGACCUGAUUCAAGGCUUCCAGGCUUUCCUACCCCAGAAUGGUUCGGCGCCAUAA
Messenger RNA from Neoarthrinium moseri, 378 nucleotides. RefSeq lists its product as uncharacterized. The record is from RefSeq and is a predicted model, not a curated record. Bases 1 to 378 code for a protein of 125 amino acids. Gene Ontology annotation, molecular function: transcription corepressor activity. Gene Ontology annotation, cellular component: chromatin; histone deacetylase complex. NCBI's taxonomy places the organism in Eukaryota, Fungi, Ascomycota, Sordariomycetes, Amphisphaeriales, Apiosporaceae. Gene Ontology annotation, biological process: negative regulation of transcription by RNA polymerase II. The transcript is spliced from 2 exons.